AUGCUCACCUACGUUUUCGCCGCUACAGCAUCUGCAAAAUGGUGGGCCAGAGAGGAGCCUUCCUGUGCAGUGCUAUCUGGAUCUGCUGAAGGCAUCGCGUACCGAUACUACGCCCAAGGCACACCUCAAAAACCUUGCGCGACAAGCAAUGACGUUGAACGCAUCAAAGCAUCUCUGGACCAUUCUAUGAAGAAACUGGAUCUGGACUGUCUGCCGGAGUCUACGUGCAUGCCCGUUGAUCACGACGGCAAAUGGAGUGGCGGUGCUUGGAGGGGCUAUCUGCUGUAUGGUCCCAAGGACAAGGUUGAUUUGGACAAGUCCUGUGGAUCUGAGAACGGGGUCGGUUCAAAGUACGGCGAACUCAGUCUCGAGCGCGAACUCGGCCCGUUGUUCAGCAAGUCAUGCAAGUCAUGCAAGACUGAUAGUGAGCUGUAG
Molecule: messenger RNA, 435 nt
Organism: Aureobasidium uvarum
Lineage: Eukaryota; Fungi; Ascomycota; Dothideomycetes; Dothideales; Saccotheciaceae
Source: the annotation of a GenBank genome assembly